This is a messenger RNA of Uloborus diversus, 1102 nucleotides long. RefSeq names its product zinc finger protein 45-like. The transcript is spliced from 8 exons. The record is from RefSeq and is a predicted model, not a curated record. NCBI's taxonomy places the organism in Eukaryota, Metazoa, Arthropoda, Arachnida, Araneae, Uloboridae. Bases 1 to 1056 code for a protein of 351 amino acids.
AUGAACAGCGCCUUCAGCUUGGACCGUUCCGGCAAUGGUUGCAGAUUUGAUGGAUUACUUGACAACAUGGGAAUAGCUUCAAUGAAAAUUUCUAUGCAUCAAUGCUAUGAGCCAUAUCAAGACUUGAAAGGAUUAAAAUUUCGAAUUUUAAAGCGUACAUGCACAGUUUGUCCAUACUCGACCUAUGACAAAUCAAACUUUAACAGACAUCUUCGAUUACACAGUGGUGAUCGACCAUAUAUUUGUUCAGUUUGUGGUUUUUCUAGACUUCAAGUGAGAAAUGAAUCUGCUGCUACUAAAGGUCUGUUGCCUCCACAAGCUGCCACAACAUUUGCUUCAGGGUAUGCUGAAGGAAAUGAUAUAAAUCAUUUUAUGAAGAGCAGUGGACGUUGGAAAGAAGGCAAUUUUGUAUGUGAUGUAUGUGGCUACGCCACAACUCGCAGAGAUCAUUUCAAGCGGCACUUGAUUGUGCAUACAGGAGAGCGCCCUUUCUUCUGUGAAGUUUGUUUCAAAGGAUUUAAUCAGAAAGAAAAUCUUCGAACUCACUUAAGGAUCCACACUGGAGAACGGCCUUUUGAAUGCCCUAUCUGUCAUAGGAGAUUCUCACAAAACAUUUUGAACCAAAAUUCAGCUGAAUGGGAAAUGCAUUUGCAAAAUCCUAGCUUUUUGAGUCCUAGAAAGACUGGCUUCCAUCUCGCUGGACAACCUCAUGGUUGCAACUUUUGUCACAAAUCUUUUCGCCGAAAAGAUCACUUGAAAAUUCACAUGAGGAUUCAUACUGUGUGUACAUAUCGUACUUUUUUACCAGUCAUGAGAAGCCGAAGAAAAUUUUCAGAAAAACAGUUAGAAACCAUUGUGCUUAAACGAAAGAAAAAUCCUAUCAGUCCUGUAUUUAUGAUAAGUUGCUUAUCAGUUCUCUGCUUGGGCAUAUUUGUAUGCAGCUUUACUCUAAAUAAAAGUUCUAAAAAAUCAUUUCAAAAUGUCUCAUUGCUUUCAAAAGUUUUAAUUGGUUUGAAUCUAUUAAACUAUUAUAACCUAAUUACUGAUAUUUUUUAAUGUAUUUAAUUUUAAAAAUAAUUAAUGUAUAUACAUGCUAAAUUAU